AUGGUGUUGGUUUGUGCUUCUUCUACCUUUUCACUCACAAACUCUGUUCCUUUCACUUGUCAGAUUUCAACAACACCUUUUGGUUCCUCUUUCCUAUUCAACAACAGAGUUACUAAUGUUUCUGUUUCUGUUUGUCAUGCUAAGAAGAAAAUUGGAUUUUUUGAUCGAAUUCUUGAUUACAUUGAAGGAGGUCCUAAAUUGAGGAAAUGGUAUGGUGCACCUGGUCUCCUAGAAAAAGAUGGUACUUCUACUUCAGAUGAUGCUACUGAAGAUUAUCCAGAAGAUGAAGUUAGGGAUGCAGUCCUGGUAACAGAUGGAGAUAGUGAGAUGGGUCAGAUGGUGAUAUUGUCAUUGAUUGUGAACAAAUCUCGAGUAAAGGCAUUGGUAAAGGAUAAACGAGUUGCACUUGAAGCCUUUGGAAGUUAUGUUGAGUCAAUGGUAGGAGAUACAGGCGACGGCCAAUUCCUCAAGAAAGCUCUGCGAGGAGUUAGCACAAUUAUAUGCCCAAAUGAGGGUUUUAUUUCUAGUGUUGGGAGCCUUCAAGGGGUAAAGCAUGUGAUCCUCUUAUCACAGUUGUCAGUUUAUAGUGGUAAAAUUGGAAUUCAAUCUAUGAUGAAAAGCAACGCGAAGAAAUUGGCCGAGCAAGAUGAAUCUGUAUUGAGUAGCUCAGGAAUUCCUUACACCAUAAUCAGAACUGGCGAAUUACAAGAUACACCUGGUGGAAAGCAAGGUUUUACCUUUGACAAGGGAUGUGCAGGUAGCGGAAGUAUUAGCAAAGAAGAUGCUGCCUUUGUAUGCGUAAAAGCUCUGGAGUUUGUACCACAAACUGGAUUCAUAUUUGAAGUGGCCAAUGGGGAAAAUAAAGUUUCAGAUUGGAAAGAGUGUUUGGCUGCAUUGAUGGAGAAAUCAAGUCAACAACCUCUUCAAUGA
Vicia faba (fava bean) is the source of this 930-nucleotide messenger RNA. Lineage: Eukaryota; Viridiplantae; Streptophyta; Magnoliopsida; Fabales; Fabaceae. The record is from the annotation of a GenBank genome assembly.